Messenger RNA from Penicillium argentinense, 603 nucleotides. RefSeq lists its product as uncharacterized. Lineage: Eukaryota; Fungi; Ascomycota; Eurotiomycetes; Eurotiales; Aspergillaceae. The coding region runs from base 1 to 603 and encodes 200 amino acids. The transcript is spliced from 4 exons. The record is from RefSeq and is a predicted model, not a curated record.
AUGACUACCAGGUUGCUCACGCUCAAAAUUCCGGUAUUGGGUGACCUCUACCUACCGGGUCGGAAUGGGUCUGCUUUCUUUCUCCCCUACCCUCUUACUCUCAUCCACCACCCACCGUCCUCCCACAUCGUCAGCGCCAACCUAGUCGCCCGCGGCAAAACGAACAGGGCAUACUCGAUCCCCGAACGAAAGCUGAUACGUGCUGACCUCGGCCUGCUCGAAGAACACGAACUUUACGAGCUUCUGUACCAUGCGGCCUAUCGACAUGAUGAUGUUGACCAAAGCGUGAAAAGAUCUGCUAGCGAGGCUCGUUACGUGAUGAGAACUCCCAAUGACUGGGACGCCAUCUCGUUCGAUCACUACCUCACUGUCUUCUUUGAUGCGAUCAUCAACCGGAGCAGUCGAGUGGCCACACUUCAACAACUGGGUUUAAGGGCUGAAGUGGCUGACAUUGGGCCGGGGGAAGACGAAAAUAAUGACAUCAGGCGGGACACGUCGGAUGGGGGCUUGCGUUCCAGACUGGAGAAACUUGCAUCUCUGGUUUUGCGCCUCAGUGAGUUUGGUGAUUUGGAGAUCAUUCUUGACCAGGUUGCUCAGGGAUAG